GUUACAUUGUGUCUAUUGUAUCCCUGGGCUUGUGAAUUAGUGCAUUUUUCUGGACUUAAAAUUCCGAGUGCAAACCAUGGCUGAAGAACAAGAAAUCAUGUGCAAAUUGGAAAGCAUUAAAGAAAUCAGAAACAAGACCCUGCAGAUGGAAAAGAUCAAGGCCCGUUUGAAGGCUGAGUUUGAGGCCCUUGAGUCAGAGGAGAGGCACCUGAAGGAAUACAAGCAGGAGAUGGACCUCCUUCUACAGGAGAAGAUGGCCCAUGUGGAAGAACUCCGACUAAUUCACGCUGACAUCAAUGUGAUGGAAAACACCAUCAAACAAUCUGAGAACGACCUAAACAAGCUUCUAGAAUCUACCCGGAGGCUACAUGAUGAGUAUAAGCCAUUGAAGGAACAUGUGGAUGCCCUGCGCAUGACUCUGGGCCUGCAGAGGCUCCCUGACCUAUGUGAAGAAGAGGAAAAACUCUCCUUGGAUUACUUUGAGAAGCAGAAAGCAGAGUGGCAGACUGAACCUCAGGAGCCCCCCAUUCCUGAGUCCCUGGCCGCUGCAGCUGCUGCAGCACAACAACUUCAAGUGGCUAGGAAGCAGGACACUCGGCAGACAGCUACCUUCAGGCAGCAGCCUCCACCUAUGAAGGCCUGCUUGUCAUGCCACCAGCAAAUUCACCGAAAUGCACCUAUAUGCCCUCUGUGCAAAGCCAAGAGUCGGUCCCGGAACCCUAAAAAGCCAAAACGAAAACAGGAUGAAUGAAGAAGGGGGAUACAUAGAGCUCUGCAGCGCAUAACACCACCCCUUUGCCAGAGUGAUUGAUGUCUUGAUGUGAAACAACCCUUCCCCACCUCUAUCCAGUCUCUUAUUUAAUAUAAUGGAAGCACAACCCCUUUCUCACAACCCCUUUUUUCUUAUUUCUUUCUGAUCUUAGGGUUGUCUGGUUUAGGAAGGGAUGUGGUUUAGGUGCUAAUGACAAUAUGAGUGUGUCUUGCUGACUCCUUGUCUCCACAGUUCUCCAGCCUUGCCCUAGUUUGGAGCUGAAGGAAAGCCAGUAGGCCCACAUAGGUAUUCUCUAUCACCUGUCCCCAAGACCUGGGGGCCAAAGGUCUGAACCCUUAUGAUGAGGCCCAUAUCUUGUUUCAGGUGAAGGCUCCAUCGUGCCCCUUCUUCAUAAUUUUGCCUUUGGCUCUAAGAGGAUAGCAAACUUCUUGCUGAACUUUGCAAAAGACUUGGUGCAUAUAUCUUCCUCACUUCCAACCUCAUCUCCUCCUCCAGGUCUAGAGGUAAAUGUGACAAGUUCUC
Messenger RNA from Suncus etruscus (white-toothed pygmy shrew), 1294 nucleotides. It is a transcript of the gene ZC4H2, whose product is annotated as zinc finger C4H2-type containing. The record is from RefSeq and is a predicted model, not a curated record. Gene Ontology annotation, biological process: positive regulation of neuron differentiation. Lineage: Eukaryota; Metazoa; Chordata; Mammalia; Eulipotyphla; Soricidae. The transcript has 5 exons. Gene Ontology annotation, cellular component: nucleus. The coding region runs from base 77 to 751 and encodes 224 amino acids.